UAAUUAAUUUAAAAUAUGAAAUUACGAAGAGUGUAAUUUAAUUAAUCUCUUCCAUAAAGAAAAUAAAAGACUAAGGUUAGUGAGUGACCGAUUCAUCAUCGCACUGGCCAAACUUCGGAACCUAGAAUUACAUAUUACAAAUAUUUAGUACUUGGUUAUUAAAAUUUCAUUGAAAAUUCUAACAUAAUGUAGACUAGUAUAGUGAAGUAACCCGGGUAUACGAGUUUUAGUAUAUAUUUGAAAACAUCGUGAAAAUUUAUAAAGUAUUUGAACAAAAAAAUUUGUUUAAAACCUGCUAGCAAUUUAUAAAAAUCAGCAUAAAUUUAAAUUUGUCAGUUCUUUACACAACUUAAAUCAAACAACACAAGAAAUGAAGACCAAUCAAAUCUUUGUAAUUUUUGUAAUUCUCUUUCUAACACCGUCAUGUUUUGGCAGAUACAAUCCAAACCUGCUUGCUCUCGAAAAACAAAUUCAUAGUAGUACCUCGCCUCAAAAACAAAUUUUGGUUUACGCUUUCGACCAACUCGGGUUAUUGGGUAAAGAAUAUAUCGCCAGAUCUGUACAAAUCGGUCGUAAUAUUCUCAAAGAUGAAUCCCUCGCAACCAAUUCACAACCUGAAGUGGAAAAAUUUAAAAAUGAUUUACACAUAUUUAUCGAAAAGUAUGAUAACUCUAACGAAAAUGUACAAACUAUUUGGAAUUUAAUGGAAGUUUAUGGCAAUAUUGUGCAAAAAUAUUUCAAGAUGUCUGAGAAGAAAAAGACUCCCGAAACAAAGCUUAUAUUGGGAAUAUUAAAGAAAUACGGCUGCGAAAGUAACAAUAUCGAAUUUGUUAUGAAGUUCCAUGAGUUUGCUGAUGAUUUAAUAAAGAAGUUUGAAGAGUCUAAGGAGCAUAUGGAUAAGCACUCUUUGGAAUGGUUGGAUCAUUUUAAGACCUUAAAUAAAUUUGGGGACAGAUAUCCUGCCAUAAUGCAUUAUAUUAUAAGAAUGAAUUAAUUUAAGAGAAAGUGUUUGAAAAUAUUAAAUAAAAGAAAAUGUUCGGCAAUAAACGCUUGAAUGCUUAUAACUUACUUA
Messenger RNA from Lucilia sericata (common green bottle fly), 1072 nucleotides. RefSeq lists its product as uncharacterized. The record is from RefSeq and is a predicted model, not a curated record. Lineage: Eukaryota; Metazoa; Arthropoda; Insecta; Diptera; Calliphoridae. Bases 371 to 994 code for a protein of 207 amino acids. The transcript has 2 exons.